CCCCUCACAGCUGCAGCUCCCGAGUCUCUGUCGCGAACUAUUGAUUUCACUUUCUUUCCCACUCCUUACUUUUCCUAUUUUCCUCACUUUUCCUUCAGCAUUCGCUCAGGAAGGUCGACUCCGUGAUAUGGCUGACGAGAUGGAAAAUGAGGGAGUCACAGACUCGCCAAAAAAGGGGCCAACUCUUUCUACCAGCACAAGCAGCUUUGAAGCUUUAGACCCUCACGACCCUAAUUUAAGUCGCCUAGCGAAUACAAUGUUCCAAAAGACAGGGGACUAUUUGUACGGCGAACUCACUGCCACUCAGGAGGACUACAAGCUGCUGGAGAACAUGAACCAUGUCACGGUGAAAAAGUACUCGGACAUGCGGCAAAUCGCGAGCAAUGUGUCUAAGAGUUUGAUCGAGUUGAAUGAGAAAUUUUCUCAAUGCCUCCACAGACAAAAGCCUGCAGCCGUACCUGGAGCAGAUCGAUCAGAUUGAUGACAGCGUGGCGAAACUGGAGCAGGCAGCUUACAAGCUGGACGCCUACUCCAAGCGGCUUGAGGCCAAAUUCAAGCACUUGGAGAAAAAAUAGUAGUCGCGAGUUGAUCUCAACUCUUUUAUUCCAUUUUAGCUCUUAAGUUCGAGCCAGUGAGACAAAAGCUGUGCUUAAGUUAAGUGAUUGUUUUUCAGAUUUUGCAUUUUAACACUCUUUGCGAUAUUUAUAAAAAUGAUACUAUAUUAUAUAUAGGUGUUGAUUAUCUCAAUAAAUCAAGCGAGUCAUUAGGCAAACCAAAAA
Cloeon dipterum is the source of this 779-nucleotide messenger RNA. RefSeq names its product biogenesis of lysosome-related organelles complex 1 subunit 2 (gene Blos2). Gene Ontology annotation, cellular component: BORC complex; BLOC-1 complex; gamma-tubulin complex. Gene Ontology annotation, molecular function: gamma-tubulin binding. Gene Ontology annotation, biological process: endosomal transport; lysosome localization. The transcript is spliced from 4 exons. NCBI's taxonomy places the organism in Eukaryota, Metazoa, Arthropoda, Insecta, Ephemeroptera, Baetidae. The record is from RefSeq and is a predicted model, not a curated record. The coding region runs from base 128 to 481 and encodes 117 amino acids.